AUGGCUUCGGUGUGCCACGAGAAGGUUUUGAGUGCAGGCGCGCUCGCUUCGAAGUUUCCGCCCGUCGAGCGGCUUUCUCCACGGUGCGCGGGGUACGACGUCUUCCUCUCGGAGGGGCCCCGCUGGGCGUGCCGCGUGGCCGCGGCGGUCGUGGUCGCCACACUGGCCGCGGCCGUGCCGCGGGCGCCGCGCCGGCGGCGGCAUGCCUCCUGCGCGAGGCGGCUGCCGUGGAGGCGGGCGGAGGUGCUGGGCCACAGACUGUUUGCAAGCAGGAGGGCCGACAGCGCGAUCUUAUUCUGGAGGGUGGCGCGGCCUCACGGCAUUCGCAUCUGCGUCGGCGAAGUUGCCGGCAGGAAGGGCGCGGCCCUCGAGGCAGAGGACGCCGAGCCGAAGCAGGCCGUGAUGGCGCCCCGCCUGUUGCUGCUGGUCGUUGCAGCCCUCUACGGCUCCCUCGGCAUCUGCAUGCGGCUGCUGUACUCGCUGUCCGGGCCGCCCACGCCCGCGGCGCUGUCCUUCGUGCGCCAGGCGCUCACCGUGGCCGUCUUCGUGCCCGCGCUCGGAGGUGGCCGCGCCCCGAGGACCGCCGCCGUGCGGGAGCUCCCGUGCGGCCCCGUGCAGGCCGCCGCGCCGGCGCCCAAAGGUACGGCUGCGCGGCUGACGGGUGGCACACCCGUUCACCGCUACUGGCAGUGCGAGCCGUGCCAGCCCGAGCGGGAGUUGGCCUGCGGCUGCUGGCACGCGCUGCUGGCCGCCCCGGGCUUCACGGUCACACGCCUCAUCUACGCCGACGGCUGCUGCCUGAAGCAUUGGAGCCGCCCGCAGGCUGCGAGAGCGGGCUGGGGCCCCGUCACUCUCGAGAACUCCAGGGCCGAAUUCAGGGCGGUCAUUCAGGUUCUGCUGGUGGCCGUCCCGCCCUUCUGCACCCACACGGAUCACCUGGAGGUUAUCCUCGGCCUGGCGCGCGGGCGCGCGUGGGCGCACUGCCCUAGGCGCUCGAAUCGCGAUCUGUGGGUGCAGCUGUGGGCCAAGUUGGAUGACCACGGCGGCCCGGACGUGCGCAUCGUUCACGCCCGUGGGCACCAGAGCAGCAACGACCAGCAUCGGCAUGGCAACACCUGGGCGGACGCGCUCGCUCGCUGGGGACUCCUCUGCUUUACGGACCAGCAGAGGCUAGAGUCCAAGGUGUACUUCUCCGCGGCGACCAAGCAGCUCAUGCCGACGGUGUCCGCCGAGGACGUCGCGUCGGCGGUGCCCGUGCCGGCCGAGCUGAUCGCCGAGUACUUCCCCGCAGGGGCACCGGAGGGCUUCAUUCCGAUGGUCUGCGGCGGUGGCGCUCCGUCGAUGCCGGUGCCGGAGAUGCCGCAGGCGGUGGCGGGAGCGGUGGAGCAGGUCCAGGAGGCGGCGGACGGCGUCACCGAGAAGAAGAAGAAGUCGAAGAAGUCGAAGAAGGACCAGGGACGGCACGGUCAAGGUCUCCAAGAAGAAGAAGUCUGGCUGCUGCUGAGCUGGCCCCACGGACCUCCGACGGCGUGA
Molecule: messenger RNA, 1533 nt
Organism: Prorocentrum cordatum
Lineage: Eukaryota; Dinophyceae; Prorocentrales; Prorocentraceae
Source: the annotation of a GenBank genome assembly